ACCAGCACGGAAAGACCCCGUGUUGGUCCACGGUUGCUGCGCUCACCGUCGGUCCAGUUAUAUUUUAUCGGUUAAUAUGGAACAACUCGCUCAAUUCGUUUCCAAAAGCUUCGAUCACGCUAAUCCACCGGCAAAUCAUUCGCAAAAUCAAACUCGUGAAGCCAUCGUUACUUCGGCCGCGGUUGACAGGAUUGAUAAUCCUCAUCUUCAUCAUCUCAAUCACCACCAACAUCAUCAGCAUCAUCACUAUCAACAAUCCGCUCUUGAAAAAGCGUCGAGUGACCGUCCCAUUGUGAUUACCAAAGGCACUCGCUCCGGUGCUAACUCUACUGUUUCCUCCACUCACAACAACAACAAUGUGACCACUUCUGCUACCGCUGCGAUCACACUCAGCGUCGCACAUCUCCUUGGAUCUGCCAGCAGUGUCGAGAGUGCCAACGAUACUCAUGGGAACGCAGCGAGGGUCAAUCGGGAUGGUUCCUGCGACAGGGAAACUUCCCAAGAAGAAGAGAAUCCUCCAUCGUCGCCGGAAGCGCGUUUGCAACCGGAGGAUUUGUCAACGACGACCAAGAACAAAAAGACGUGUCGAGAAACAACGAAGGAUCGGAAGAGUCCAGAGAUUCUGAAAGGAUUAACGACGCUCUCGGGGAUUGGAAAAUCCGCAUCGAGUACCCACUUCCCCCUGAAAACGCCCGAGCUCAAACUGUCUGUCAGAAAACUGUUGGGAUGUCCGUCACCACCCCCGACUGCCAUCGCGAUCAGGGACGAUCCGAGUCCCGAGAUCAAUUCGAGACUCACGGAAAUCAAAACUCAACAAUCGACUCUGGAGGAGGGCAAAACCAAAUGUACGGAGAAUCAAGUGUCCAUCAGUGUGUCGAGGCAUGGAGUGACGAACCAGGACGAAAGCAGCAGCAAAGUUUCCAGCUGUCGCGGAUCAAACUCGAACAGCAACGCGACAGGGAAUGGCAAGCAAAGAAGGUCGCGAACAAACUUCACCCUGGAACAACUCGCUGAACUCGAAAGAUUGUUCGACGAGACUCAUUACCCCGACGCUUUCAUGAGAGAAGAACUGAGUCAGAGAUUGGGCCUCAGCGAAGCGAGAGUACAAGUCUGGUUCCAAAAUCGCAGAGCCAAAUGUCGGAAACACGAGAGCCAACUUCACAAAGGUGGAAUGGUUUUGGCGCCGCGGAGUCCUCCGACGUCUUUGGAGCCGUGCAGAGUGGCGCCUUAUCUGCCAGCACUGCGGCUGCAUCCGCCUCUAGGAUCAAGCGCGAGUGUGAACGCGAGUGGUACUUCGGGUUCGACGGUAGGUUCAGCGUUCGACCCUGCGGUUCUCCAUUAUGCAGCGGCCGGUGGAUUGUUUUGUCUUCCACCAACGAACCAUCCUCAUCCAUUGAGUUUGGCGGCUUCGUUGGCGGCUGCGGCAGCGCGUUCGAAAAAUUCGAGCAUCGCUGAUCUCAGGCUGAAAGCGAGGAGACACCAGGAGGCGUUGGGACUGGAUAGGCCGGCGUAAUGAUGCUGAGUGCGUUGAGUGACUACGAAGUGAUCGAUUUUUCUUCAUUUUUCAUUAUUUUUAUUUUCAAUUGCGUUAGCAGAACGCGGCAUCUCCGGUGAUGCGAGUGUCGUUUCUGUUAUUUUCUUCUCAUUUCUUUUUCUUUUGAGGAGUACAAAUGAAAAUGACUACAAAUGAACUUGACAGUGAAAUUGUGAAAGGAAACAAAAAGUGAGACUUCGAACGCGAUUUUCUCAAGUGUCAAAAUCGUAAAAUUCGAGUGCGACUGUCAUUAUUACUUCCUACAAUAUUUCAUAAGUAUUAUUAUUGCGUUAUAAAUGACGAUACGAAACUGUGAUCACGAAAUUUUUGGAAAGACAAACGAAAUAUUCGAAUCAGUGUUCUUGAUUAGCCCUCCUUCAAUGCUACGACGAAAUUUAGAACAUAUACAAAUAUAAAUAUAUAAAUAAAUAAAUAUAUAUAUAUAUAUAUAAAUAUACAUAGAGAAUAGUAUAUUAUUAAAAUAAAAAAAGGAUAAUACGCGCCACGGCCGUUCCGGGGAAAAAAGAGACUUUCUAUCUCCACGUUAUAUAAUUGACUUCAGGAUAUUGAAAGUAAUCGCGCCUUAUUUCUUUUUCCUAUACUUCAUUCGAUUUUACGUUAAACAACUAUUUCAACGAAUCAUUGAACAAUCUUGAAUAGUGGAGUAAUUCGAAAGUAAAAAAAAAAAAAAAACCAAAAAGAAAAAACAUUCUGACUUUAAUAAAUCGAUUUUGGUAUUAAUGCGUGUGUCACAAAUCUCUUCAUUUUCAUUUAUUUUUUUGUUUAUAUUUCUUUUUAAUCAAUAGCUUGAGAAAAACGGUUUACGAGGUAUUGAACGGUCGUGCCGAGACACAAAGUCGAAAAACCGUUUGUUGAAUU
Venturia canescens is the source of this 2413-nucleotide messenger RNA. RefSeq names its product homeobox protein vnd-like. Gene Ontology annotation, molecular function: DNA-binding transcription factor activity, RNA polymerase II-specific; sequence-specific double-stranded DNA binding. The transcript has 4 exons. Gene Ontology annotation, cellular component: nucleus. NCBI's taxonomy places the organism in Eukaryota, Metazoa, Arthropoda, Insecta, Hymenoptera, Ichneumonidae. The coding region runs from base 77 to 1513 and encodes 478 amino acids. Gene Ontology annotation, biological process: regulation of transcription by RNA polymerase II. The record is from RefSeq and is a predicted model, not a curated record.